AUGAGCAGCCCCCGCACCAACCCCACCCCUCCGCCCUCUAGCCCCCUCUGCGGGGGGAGGGCGCGCAAAAUAUACCCCCCCCGACCCGACCUCCCCGGACCCCUUCCCCAGGACCCCGGGACCGGAGAGUCCAGAGCCGGGCUGCGGAACUACAGCGAAGGGAAGCUCCUGGAGCGGGUCUAUGGCACCUACAAGCUGAUGCACACCAACCAGACCGUGGACUUUGUCCAAAAGAAGCUAGCGCAGUACGGCUCCUGCUCCCUCCGUCGCAUGGGGGUGAUGGAAGUGCUGGAGCUGCUGGACCAACUGGUGGACGAAUCCGACCCCGACGUGGACUUCCCCAACUCUCUCCACGCCUAUCAAACAGCAGAAGGCAUCCGCCGCGCCCACCCCGACAAAGACUGGUUCCACCUCGUUGGGUUGCUGCAUGACCUGGGCAAAGUCUUGGUCCUCUUUGGGGAGCCCCAGUGGGCAGUGGUGGGGGACACCUACCCCGUGGGCUGCAAGGUGCAGAAGUCAGUGGUCUUCAGGGACACCACUUUUGAGGACAACCCUGACACCAAGGACCCGCGGUACAGUACGGAGUAUGGGAUGUACAGACCUGGCUGCGGGCUGGAGAACGUCCUCAUGUCCUGGGGACACGAUGAGUACAUGUACAGGGUCAUGAAGUUCAACAAGUUCGCCCUGCCCGAGGAGGCUUUCUACAUGAUCCGGUUCCACUCCUUUUACCCCUGGCACACCCACGGCGACUACCGGCACCUCUGCACUCCCCACGACCUCCAGAUGCUGCCCUGGGUCAAGGAGCUCAACAAAUUCGAUCUCUACACCAAGCAGGAGGAGCUGCCCGACGUGGAGCAGCUCCGGGGGUACUACCAGAGCCUGAUCGACAAAUACUGCCCCGGGCAGCUCUGCUGGUGA
This is a messenger RNA of Dryobates pubescens (Downy woodpecker), 918 nucleotides long. RefSeq names its product myo-inositol oxygenase (gene MIOX). The transcript has 10 exons. Gene Ontology annotation, cellular component: cytoplasm. The record is from RefSeq and is a predicted model, not a curated record. Gene Ontology annotation, biological process: inositol catabolic process. Gene Ontology annotation, molecular function: iron ion binding; inositol oxygenase activity. Lineage: Eukaryota; Metazoa; Chordata; Aves; Piciformes; Picidae. The coding region runs from base 1 to 918 and encodes 305 amino acids.